This is a messenger RNA of Ficedula albicollis (Collared flycatcher), 1085 nucleotides long. It is a transcript of the gene PROCA1, whose product is annotated as protein interacting with cyclin A1. Gene Ontology annotation, biological process: phospholipid metabolic process; arachidonate secretion. Gene Ontology annotation, molecular function: A2-type glycerophospholipase activity. NCBI's taxonomy places the organism in Eukaryota, Metazoa, Chordata, Aves, Passeriformes, Muscicapidae. The record is from RefSeq and is a predicted model, not a curated record. Bases 17 to 1072 code for a protein of 351 amino acids. The transcript is spliced from 4 exons.
CGAGCGGCGCGGUGCCAUGUGCGCCCCGGGGCUGCUCUGCCGCCUCCUCCUCCUCCUCUUCUUCCUCCUGCUCCUGCUGCCACCUGCCCCCGGAGGGGCCCCGCCGGGACGGCCCCGCGCCCGCCGCGGGCUCACCUACCCCGGGACGCUGUGGUGUGGUGCGGGCAGCAACGCGGACAGCUACGAGCAGCUGGGGGAGCACCGGGACACGGACCGGUGCUGCCGGGAGCACGACCACUGCCAGCACGUCAUCCACCCCUUCACUGUCAACUACGGCUACCGCAACCUGCGCUGGCACACCACCAGCCACUGCGGGGACACGGACCGGUGCUGCCGGGAGCACGACCACUGCCAGCACGUCAUCCACCCCUUCACUGUCAACUACGGCUACCGCAACCUGCGCUGGCACACCAUCAGCCACUGCGACUGCGACCUCAGGCUGAAGGAGUGCCUGCGGCAGGUGAACGACACGGCCUCGCGGGUGGUGGGCCAGGCCUUCUUCAACGUCAUCCAGGUGCCUUGCUUCGAGUUCACCUACAGGGAGGAGUGUGUGGAGCCCUAUCUCUAUGUCUGGUGCAAGACGUACAAGACGGUGGCCGUGGCGGUGCCCCGAGAGCCGGUGCUGUAUGAAUUUGGGGGGGAGCUCAUUGACCGGGCUGCCAGGCCCAGGGGAGUCCCCCUGAGCCCCCCCUGGGGCAGCACAGGGGGAGGAGCCCUCCCGGUGGAUCAUCACACCCCCAAGGCAGUCAAGAAAGAGAGGAAGAGAAAGAAAGAUAAGAAAAAUAAGGGGAAAGGUCUGAAAAAGAAAGGCUCUUCUGAAAAGGGGGCACAGAGCCAUCCUGCAGUUGCUGCCCCUGCUGAUCCCUGGGCCCUGCUGCCAUCCUUGGGGGAAGCAUCCAACACCAUCCUGAGUGAUGCCCCUGCACGGGAGAGAGUGGGCAGGGAGCCAGUGCCAGCCACUCCCUCCCCAGUCCCCACCACCAGCGGCAAGAGGAGGAGGAAGGAGAGGAACAGAAAGAAGAGGCUGAAGAGUAAAACUGAGGCUGAGCCCGCACAAGAGCUGCAGCUCUGAGUCCCACCUGAGC